CCGAACAGACGAGGUUUGUGAUACAACUAGAACUUUUUGACAGGAACUAGAACUUAGGAGAACAAGUGCAACUGUAUGUGCAAGAGUUGGCAAACCACAAAUUAAAAAGUAGUAAGUUUGAGAAGCUACACGUAGUUUCUGUUCAGUUCUAGACUUGUAUAGUUUGUAGUAAAGAGUUAGUGACAACGUGUCAAUUGUCCCGAAUUCGAGAAACUAUCCGACACUUCCUUUACUCGAUUAACCUUUAUAUUGUCACCCGACCAGAUGACAUAUUGAUAUACCAAAACUAUAUCUCUUCCAUCGUAAAAACAAACUAAACAUUAAAUAAGAGCUUAAUCUAACUAAACAACAUCGUACGUAAUCACCAAAAUGGCUCUGGCAAGACUAGUUUUGAAGAAUUUGCAGCAAAAAACUGCAUCAGUUAAUACUACUAAAAACUCUCUUUUGCCUAGUAUUGGGGAGAAAUUACUGGGUGGUAUGCAGGGACAAUAUGGGUGGAGUUAUGGUGUUCAACAGAGAUUAUGUUUAUCAACAUCAUCGGAAACAUCAUCAGACGGUGGUAGAGAAGUGGCGGUUGAAAGUGACGAAGGUGGUCGGAAAAGAUCAAACAUGAUGAAGAGCAAGUGGAAGUCUUUGUUGCCUAGUACACUUCGAAGGCCUACUAGUCUUUGGAGGAGGAAGGAUCAUAAUAUUAAUACCCGUCACUCUCACCCCUUUGAAAUUUUCCCAGGUUCCAGCAUGGGAAACGCUUUAAUAGAGGCAGCAGAAAACAUGAACAGGAUAUUUGAAAAUGUAAUUCCAACACACAUAACAGGCACAGCACCCUCACCAGCACAGCUCAUGGGCAAGUUUAAAGAGACAGACGAAAACUACAAGCUACGUUACGACAUGCCAGGUCUAACUAAAGACGAUCUUAAGGUAACUGUUGAUAAUAAUGGCGUGCUGAGGAUCCACGGAGAAAGGAAAGUGGAGGAGGAAGACGAAUCCGACGACGAGUAUUUUAUGAGCUAUGGUUACUACAAUACUAGCUUAGUUUUGCCUGAUGAUGCUAAGCAAGAUGAUAUUAAGGCUGAGUUAAAGGAUGGUGUGCUUAAUAUAACCAUACCUAAAACAGAGUUUCGUGGAAAGGAUGUUAAGGAGGUUAAAGUUUACUAGUUUGGGCGUUUUGUACCUUUGAAGGGGUGAUGUAGUUGAUGUUAGUUAAUGUGUGUGUAUGUGAAAGUUUGUGUUGUGUGGCUUGGGGUUUUAGAGGUUGAUUGUUAUGUGUGUUUUGGGUUUUGUUGUGUUGAGUGAAUGGUUAGAAAUGUUACCACAUGCAUAUGCAAUAAUAACAUCUAUGUUUUAUACUAGUA
Molecule: messenger RNA, 1352 nt
Organism: Beta vulgaris subsp. vulgaris (sugar beet)
Lineage: Eukaryota; Viridiplantae; Streptophyta; Magnoliopsida; Caryophyllales; Amaranthaceae
Product: 26.5 kDa heat shock protein, mitochondrial
Exons: 2
Coding region: 370-1155 (261 amino acids)
Biological process (GO): response to heat
Source: RefSeq, a predicted model, not a curated record